Molecule: messenger RNA, 8756 nt
Organism: Pelodiscus sinensis (Chinese soft-shelled turtle)
Lineage: Eukaryota; Metazoa; Chordata; Testudines; Trionychidae
Source: RefSeq, a predicted model, not a curated record
CGUUUGAUUGCAUUUGGAAUUACAAUAAUCUUUGCAAACUUAAAAAUCUUUGUGAAUUACAAAUUCCAAGCAAAGGAGUCUUAAAAUGGCAGAAAUUUAACUUUUCUUUGCCUUGGUUUUCCGAUUUGAAAAUUUAGUCCUGUUUGUAUUUCAUUAGCAUUGUAAGAGACAAUCUGGAUACCAACCUGUGUGGCAUAGAAACUGCUAGGUACAUUGCUAAAUGAAUCAAUGAGGCUGUGUUCUGCUUAGAGAUCCAUUCACAGCUGAUCAGCUUGCAGGAUGGAGGACCUCCGGGAGUACUUAAACCAAAAGAAAAGUUAUUUUCGAAAAGCAGUGGUUCUAUCUGGAUAAUGCCAUUGGACAUAUUUAUGGAACAACAUUUGAAGUAUCUACUGGUGGGAGCCUUCAGCCAAAGAAAAAGAUGGAAGAAACAACUACAGAAACAAAAGAAGCAGGUACGGAUAAUCGUAACAUAGUUGACGAUGGAAAGUCUCAAAAACUGACUCAUGAUGACAUACAGGCUUUGAAGGACAAGGGUAUUAAAGGACAGGAAAUAGUUCAACAAUUAAUAGAGAACAGUACAACAUUUCGUGGCAAAACAGAAUUUGCACAAGAUAAGUACAUAAAGAAGAAGAAGAAAAAAUAUGAAGCUGUUAUUACAAUUGUAAAGCCAUCUACCCGCAUUCUUUCAACAAUGUACUAUGCAAGGGAACCUGGGAAAAUAAACCAUUUGAGGUAUGAUACUCUAGCUCAAAUGUUGACUUUGGGAAAUAUCCGAGCUGGCAAUAAAAUGAUUGUGAUGGAAACUUGUGCGGGCUUGGUUCUGGGUGCCAUAAUGGAGCGAAUGGGAGGUCAUGGAUCCAUUAUUCAAAUGUAUCCAGGAGGGGGACCAGUUAGAGCAGCCACAAGUUGUUUUGGAUUUCCAGAAUCUUUUUUCAGAACUCUUUAUGAAUUCCCUCUCAGCAAAGUGUGCAGUCUUGUAUCCGGAACAUUUUCUUCUGAGACUUUGCCUUCAGAGCCUGACUAUAACGUUCCAGUGGAAGAAGAAAGCAAUGGGUCACUUGAGGAGAAGCAGACUUUGAUACAGGAAACAGAAGUGGAAUCUAAUACUGAAGCAGUUAUGGAGAGCAUUGAAACAGGAGAUCAAGAAACAAUGGACGACCUUGCUGCUGAAGAUGCAGAAUGUAAAGAGAGCAAAGAGAGAAGAAAUAAAGAAAAUAUUCGGGAAAAACAAAGAAAACAACAAGAAAGGAAGAGAAAAUUGGUGGAAACUGCUGCUCUGUUAGAAGAGAAAAAUGCUGAUGGUUUAAUUGUAGCCAGCAAGUUCCAUCCAACUCCUUUGUUACUUUCUUUAUUGGAAUUUGUUGCUCCAUCUAGGCCUUUUGUUGUCUAUUGCCAAUACAAAGAGCCAUUAUUAGACUGUUACACAAAGCUGAGAGAAAAAGGUGGUGUUAUUAACCUCAAGUUGUCUGAAACCUGGCUACGAAAUUAUCAGGUCUUGCCAGAUCGCAGCCAUCCAAAACUGAUGAUGAGUGGAGGUGGGGGAUACCUUCUAUCAGGUAUCACUGUCACCAUGGAGAAGGUCCAAUCUGAUGCCAACAGUUUAGAAGCACAGAAAAUUGAAGAGCCAGUGUCUAAAAAGCGCAAACUUGAAGAACUUCAUUGUUAACAUCUGGAGAAUUGAUGUACUUUUAGUUCUCAAGAGUCUUACAGUUAGUAAUGUAUCUGAUGUACUUUUCAUGCUCUUGACAACAAAGAAAAAUAUGCCUGUUACACGCCUGUCAAUAGAAGCAGAAUUGUACUCUAGAGAAGAUUUUUGUCAGUUUCCUCUGGUAACAUGACAGGAAGGAGAGAAAUUUUAGAGGUAACUUUGUAUCAGAACAUCUUUGACAGAGUUAAGCAACAGAGACAUUAACAAUUCAGUAACUUCAGAAACACUUUCUGAUCACAUUGAGAGAGAAACUAUAGGGCUGAGAUUCAUGGAUUAAUGAAACCAUCUUACUUGGUUGCAGAAAUUAAUAGGACUCUGAAGUCCUUUACAGAGGUAGGGUUUAAAUUAAGAUACCUUAAAUUAGCUUCUUGUUUUAUAACUAAAGCAGGUUAAAAUAUGAUGUAUAGUAAUCUGAUUUCCUUUUCAAAUGCAGAACCCUGCCAUUUUAAGUGACUUUUUUUUAACCCAAGCAGAAACAAUGCAGCAAAAUCAUGCACUUUUAUUUGAAUGGGAAAACGAAAAGAAAGAGAAACCAAAUCAUCAUAUCUUGGCUUUUUGUUCCUGAAAGGAAGAAAUGAAAAACAUCAGGUAUUAUGAUGGUAAAUUAAAAUACCAAAUGUUUAAAAUGUUUUCUAUUAGUAUUGCAUUUUUUUGAAAUCUGGAUUUGUAUUGAUUUUUAUUCUUUUUAAUGUGACCAGUUUGAAAUUUCCCAUAUUUAUUUUACUGUUUUGUCUCUUUUCUGUGUAGAAUUUUUAUUAAUGACAAAAUACUUCACAUUUGCCAUUUCAAUUAAACUCUCGUGAAUUUUCUUCUGAAAAGAGACAUUUUGUUUUAUUUUCUUCUUUGGGGGAAGAAAAGCUUUUGGGUGAGGGCAGGGGGAGUUUGUGAUAAUAAAUCGGCCAAAUCACAUAUUAGGAUCCAGUAACAUGGACUGUUACAUCCAUGAGUCUCCCACUGGAAUCAGCAGGCCUCUGCUUGAUUUCAGGGCUUCAAAUCCUAAUAGAGAAUCAUAGCUCAGGGAUGGAAGCUAUAUUUCGGGUGUGUAUUUAAAAAAAAAAUUAGAUUACAUUAAAAUGUAAAGUGUUGCACACCUUAGGCAUAAGGUUAACAUUUUUGGUGUGCUACUAGCCAAUAAAUAACAAGCAGUCCUGUGGCACCUUAGAGACUGACAAAUAUAAUAUAAUAUGAGCUUUUAUGGUUAAAAAGCUAGUCAUAAUAUAUUUUUUUAGCCUCUAAGGUGUCACAGGACUCUUAAAGUUUCAGACUGAUACAGCUACCCCUCUGAGACAUUUUACUAGCUAAUAAUCUAAUCAAAAUGUAAAUAUGUGCAUUUUAAAGAAGAUAUGUAUAUAUUUGUCAUGAGUAAACUACCAUAUUGACCUUUUUUGCCUCCAGAUCUCUUUGCUAAUUUAUGCCUUGACAAUCAUAUUUUCCUAGUUUAUGAAAAUUCUCUCCCCUGUUACUGAAAGGCCCAUGCAAAGUGGAAGAAACUGACUAUAUUGGGGAAAUGGUGAAAGUGUUACAAAUAGCAAGGAAGCAGUAUAUUAAAAAAAUCCAGUAUAUGACUUAAUGUUCUUUUAAUUACUUAUCUGGAGAGAGCUACUUGCUGAAAUUAAUCUGAUUUUUUUUUUUUCCUAGAACCUUUUUUUGGAAGGGGGAAAGUGAGGUGAAGAAUUAUUUAUCUCACAAAUACACUUGAAUUCAGUGAAAACAGAGAUUGGGAAUUUCAAAGGGGCUUAAAAUUAGUGCUAUCAAGCAAUUAAAAAAUUAAUUGCUAUUUAAAAAUCACAAUUAAUCACACAAGUAAUUGUGCUGUUAAACAAUAAUAGAAUACCACUUAUUUAAAUAUUUGUGGAUGCUUUCUACAUUUUCAAACAUAUUGAUUUCAGUAACAACACAGAAUCCAAAGUAUUCACUUUAUAUUUUUAUUACAAAUAUUUGCACUGUAAUAUAUAUUUUUCAAUUCACCUAAUACCAGUACUGUAGUUCAGUCUUGAUUUUAUUUUUGAAUGAAGUUUAUUUCUGUACAAGAUUUAUUUCUGCACAUAAUUUUACAUUUGUAAGUUCAUCUUUCAUUAAAAUGUGACACAUUUACAGUCUACAGAUCCACUCAGUCCUCUUCCUUAUUCAGGCGACUGCUCAAACAAGUUUGGUUACAGUUUAUAAUAAAUAAUGCUGCCUGCUUCUUGUUUACAAUGUCACCUGAAAACGAGAACAGGGGUUCUCAUGACAGCAUUGUAGCUAGUGUUGCAAGAUACUUACAGGUCAGAUGCAUUAAGAAUUCUUGUGUCCCUUCAUGCUUCAAUCACCAUUUCAGUGGACAUGUUUAUGACUAUCCAAAGCAGAGCCGACCGACACACAUUCUUUUCAUCAUUUGAAUCAGAUGUCACCAGAAGAUAGUGAAUUGUCAUUUUUGGUGGUUUCAGUUCUGUAGUUCAUACAUUGGUGUGUUGCUCUUUUAAGACAUCUGAAAAUCUGCUCCACGUAUUGUCCCUCUCAGAUUUUUGGAUGACACUUGGAUUCUUAAACCACCGUGCAGCUAUUUCAGAAUUUUCACAUUGGCACCUUUUUUGCGUUUUGUCAACUCUGCUGUGAAAGGGUUAUUAAAAUGAACAUGUGCUGGGUCAUCAUCCAAGACUGCUAUAAUAUGAAAUACAUGGCAAAAUGCAGAUAAAACAGAAUAGGAGACAUACAAUUUUCUCCAAGGAGUUUAGUCACAAAUUUAAUUAACACUAGGGAUAUGAAAGUAUAAACAUGUAUCCUCCCCCACAAUCACAUAACUGCUUCUGUAUGUAGGCAGGAUACUCCCUAUACUGCUGCCCCAGCAGGAAGGAGUUGGUGUUCGUGGGGAACCAGCUUUUAAGACAGCUCCCUGUGCUCAGUGGCUCCCAUCUGCUCUCUUUCCCCAAGCCCUGUGCUACUGCUUCUGAUACAGAGGCAGCAGUGUGGGAGCCAGUGCACAUGGGGAGCUAGCUUAAAAGCUGUCUUCCCCCUUGAGCACUAGCUCCCACCUGCCUGGGCAGCAUCACAGAAAAUAUCCCACCUGUAUCAGAGGCAGCAGAGCAGGGAGGCAUGUGGCUUCCCCUUUUUCCCACAUGGCUGCCUUUGAUACUUAAAAGCCACCGCCCCCAUCCCAUAUGUGUAAACAUGUAACUGUUGACAUUUUUAGUGAUUAGAUUUACCCUGAAUGAAUGCAUUUUAACACUUUUUUUUUAACGAUAGUCAUCAGCAUGGAAGCAUGGCCAAAGCAUGAAGGGGUACGUGGUUGUUUUGCAUAUCUGGCACAAACGUCUUACAAUGCUGGCUACAAAAGAGCCAUGUGAACGCCUAGCCUCAUUUCCAGGUGACAACGUAAAUAAGCAGGCAACGGUAUUUCCUGUAAAUGUAAACAAACCGGUUUGUCUUAGCAAUUGGCUGAACAGGAAAGAGGACAGAGGACUUGUAGGCCCUAAAGUUUUACACUGUAUUGUUUUGAGUGCUGUUAUGUAAUAAAAUUCGACAUUUGUAAAUUGCACUUUCAUUGUGAAGGCAUUUCAUUACAAUAUUUGCAUGAGGUGUAUUUAAAUAGUAUUUUUCAUUUUUACAGUGCAAAUAUUUGUAAUAAGAUAAUAUAAAGUGAGAACUGUAUACUUUGUAUUUUGCGUUAUAACAAAUCAAUAUUUGCAAAUGUAGAAAAACAUUGAAAAAUACUUAAUACCUUUCAAUUUGUUAAAUAAUAGAAUACCGUGUGAUUAAUCAACAGCCCUACUUAAAAUUAUUGUGCAUCUAUAUUACUGCCAAGUGAGAUGUGGCUCAGAGCAAGGGAUAUGGGGAUGGAAGUUGAGUUCAUUAGUUAUCCCAAUUCCACUGACUUCCUGCAUUUCAAUGUUAGUUUAAAUCUCCAUUGCUAUGUCUCAGUUUCCUUUUCUAUAAGACAUAACUGGUAGAUACUUGCCACUUUCACUGAGUUCUUGAGAUGCUUAAGUUGCCUUUCCAGUACUGCAAAGGUAUAAAUCUCUGUACGUGUGAUAAAUAUUAAGGUUACCAUUGAUUGCAAAACCUAACAUUUGAAACUGGAUUUACCCCCAUUUGAAACAUGAGAGAGAGGAUUUAAUGUAUAUGUGCUAAUUCAAGAAAAAAAAUGUUGUCUGAUACUUUCAAUGUGUAGUUCAGUGACAAAAUAAAUUAGCUGUAGAAGAGACAGACACAUGAACAUAGAAAUUACUUUUUGAAAACCAGAUGCCUCAAAUUAGUUUGAUCUCAUUUGCAUUAGACAUUUUGUCUAACAAUCUCUUUCGGUAUUAAUUCCUGUCACUGAACCACAUUACCUAAUUAUAAAAUUCACUGUAAUUCCAUUUCCCCCAAGAGCUAACGCUGCUUGUAAGAUGGGCAUAAGCAUUUAUUUAAUAUAAGACAUGUAUUAGCAGUCAAGUGAAAUAUUGAAGGUUGGAUACAUAGGUGUAUUACCAGUCAUGUGGACCAUAAAUCUAGGUGGCUGCCAAACAGCCACUGUGGAAGAUAAAAGAAUUUCAGUCCUUAAAGUCCACAUCACGCAGUAAUUUGAUAUGAUUGUAUAAUUACCAAGAGGUCAGUAGAGAGUAAUGUGUGAAUCAAGUGAGGAAGGGAAGAUCACAGUGAGAAAUGUUAGGAAACAAAAAAAAAAACCUGUCAGUGUUAUAAGAACAGGAGGAAUGUGGGCUGUAGGACCAACAAUGUUUAUCAAGAUAAGCCUGAAUACCUUACUGAAAUCUUUACUGGUGGCCAGUUGGCGAGUUUGAUGUGCCCAUGUUACAGCUUGAAUGCUAAUAGAUCUCUAAUUCAGGUUACUAAAGAACUUGCAUCCAGAUGCUCAUAAUUAAAUGAAAUAGUCCAGGCCUAUUCCCUGUCAGAGGGUGACUUUUUUGAAAGUUUGAAUAAAACUAGUUGUGCUGGUCUUUGAAUAAGAGUGAAAAAUCUUUUGUUUGUUUGUUUGUUUGUUUGUUUGUUUAAGCAUGUGUGUUAGCAGGGGAAAGGAGAGUGUUAAGCAACUGCUGCUGAAACACCUGUUGCUAGAAAGUUGAAUUUUGACAAGGAAAAAUUGUCAGGGAACAGAACUAGCUUUGGGAAAAGAUUUUGUUUGUUUUUGUUUUUGCUUAGUAGAGUUUAGCUGGCUGCCCGUUGCAGUUGGCAUGAUCCAAAAAUAGAAGUGGGCUCUGUAUUUCAUUUUGAAAGCACCCUAAGUACAGCCCUUGUGGGUAGGUAUAUCAGCCCUGUGGAAUAAUGAAAGCAGAACACAGGCUUUAUAAAUAGCAGAGCUACCACAAGCUUGGGCUUUUUUUUUUUUGGUGGGGAGGAGGCGUUGGAGCCUUAUAAAUAGCUUUCCGCCAGAGAGGCGAUACAGUUCUGCUUACGUUUUUUACCCAGAAUACUUUGCCAGAUUUGAACAUUAUGUGUAUUGAAUGCAGAUUAAAUUGUUAUGUUUUAGCUAAAAUAUUAGGGCAUUAUUCCCUAUGAAUUAGCAUUGUAAAUGAUUUUUAUACAAAAUCUAUAUUUACUUAUGUUUUGAGACUGACUCCCAGCACACAUUCAGUAAGUUGUGGUUGACAGGCUUUUCAGCAGCUUCACAUUUACAUUGUAUGGCCAUAUUUUCCCCAUAGCACAUAUCCUAAGACUAUUCUGAGUAAUGAUUGCUGUAAAUAUGAAUCUUUAUUUAAAUCAAGUUAUUUUAAAGCAAAGCUUCAGUGAAUUAUAAAUGUUACAUGCUAUAAUGAACAUGAUUGUAUUCAGUACUUCUCAUGGAUGUCACUUUGAUUUUGGUUUGAAUUCUAAAAAAGGGGGAUUUAUCAUAUCCCUAGAAGCUUCUGAAAACUGCUUGCUCACCGCUGAUGCUCUUGGCAAAUAUUUCUUGUGUAGGAAGUGGAGGAGAAAGAGCAUUAUGUUGUGUUUCCAGGGAGUCAAGUCUGAAAGAAGUUUGCAGGCCACACACUUAUUCACACAUUUAGGGCCUGCAUAAGAAGUGAGACAUCUUACAGUGAAAUCCUGGUCCUCAUACAAGUCAAUAGUAAAACUGCCAUUGCCUUCAGUGGGGCUAGGGUUUUGCUCUGUCACUUAAAUGGGACAGACUCCAGCCCUUGAGUAGCCCCAUUUAACUCAGUGUCACUAGCAUGUGCCUAAGUAUUUGCAGGAGGAGGAUCUUAAAAUGUAAUUUUGUUCUGAGCUGCUUUGCACUGUUAGAUUUAGGAUGAAAUACUUUAAUAAGCAGGUGGCUAGUUGGAUUAAAAUAGUCCAAGCAGAACAUAUGCUGUGAUACAUGCAGGCAACAUGUUAUACUUUAAACACGUGUAUUCUUCCCCCAUGUUAUACAGUGAAGAGAGACAUUGUCAUGGCAAUUUUUUUUAACACUUAGAUAAAUCUGAUUAAACUUGAGCUCAGGAUACACAAAUAGCAGUUGAAGCUAUUUAAAGGAAAAUUCCUUAUGCUGCUGUGUGGUGGCAUAUGAUUCAUGAGUUGAUGUUUCUACAGCCCUCCUACUCAUUGUUCUUAGCAAGGACAGACUGUUUUAUGGAGAUCCAAGCUCUGUACCAGUUGCUCAUUCACCGUUGGUCCAUCUAAGGAUGAUACCAUAGAACCCUUCUAAUCUAUUUGCUUUAUAGCUUGGCAUUUCUGUACAAAGGAUGACUAGUGUGGUAUUGUGUGAGAGAUUGAUGAGAUAUUGUUACCUCUACAAUGGGGGAGCACCUAUUCACACAAGUUAAUGGCAGUACUCCCAAAGAACUACUCAGUUUGUACAAGUGUGGUAUAAUUUGACUCUACUUUUAUAGUCUACCACAGUGAAUGUAUUAAUAUAUUAAGCAUUAUGAACUGCCAAAAUAAACAACCAUGUGUAUUUGGUGAUACAAUAACCUUACUUUUGAUGUAUGUUUACAUAGCAGCUAAUUUACAAAACUAAUUUUCUGACAAUAAAUUUGAGUCAUUGGUGCAAACUAUCAAGAUUCUGGUAUACUUUACAAGCUCUUGCGAUCUAGAAUAUAAAGAAAAUGUAUGUGUGUUUCUAUUUUAAGCUUCAGAAAUAAACAUACAGAAACUA